Pogona vitticeps (central bearded dragon) is the source of this 6674-nucleotide messenger RNA. Lineage: Eukaryota; Metazoa; Chordata; Lepidosauria; Squamata; Agamidae. The record is from RefSeq and is a predicted model, not a curated record.
AUAAGGGUCAGAUUGGGUCGCAAACUGUGAGCACAACUUUGAGCUCCUCAGAACUGCGAAACUCCUACAUAAAUAAGGAAUCUCGCGUCGUGGAAACCCUGUAAACCAGAAGGCGGGGUUCUUCAGAAGGGCGUGUCUUCGCUUUCGACCAAUCCCGGAGCGGUGGAAUUGUAUUGUAUUCUUUUCCGCUUGCUCACCCGCCGGCCCUGCCCGGGAGUGCCUGGCACCGCCCCGCCCCUGAGGAAAUCAGGAACCAGCUGCCCGUCCGUCUGCCCUACACAAACUGCAAGCCGCCCGGGGCGGGGAGCGCGGCGGGCGCUGGAGGGAAGUCCAGGGCGAAGGUGAGCCCAAGCAAUUCUGCCCUAGAGGAAAAUAUGGAAGCAGAUUCCGAGAGUCAAGAGUCCUCUGUACUUGAAACUUCAAAUAAGUCGGGAGAAGAAGCGGCAGGCGCCAGGGCUGGCAAUGGCUGUGCCACCGAAGGACAUGCGCCUCAUUGCACAGAAGGUUGGGAAGAUGCGUGUUUGAAACAUGGCAAAGAAACCCCAAAGAAAAUUCUCUGUGGCUAUUUAAAUAAAUGUUCUGCUAAAGCACCAGUCAAGGCUUGGAAGUCCCGUUGGUUCUUCUAUGAUGAAAACAAAUGCCAUUUACUUUACUACAGGACAGCACAAGAUCUUAAUCCUUUGGGGAGCAUUGACAUUUCCAGUGCUAGCUUUGACUGGGAAAAGCUGUUCUUUGUGGCAAGAGAAACGACACUUUUCAGACGAACUACUGUCAACAAACAGGCUGUCAACAAACAGGCCAUGAUGUACUGGUUGCAACAGCUGCAGAUGAAACGCUGGGAGUUCUGUAAUAACCAGGCAAGAGGUUUUGUGGAGGAAGAUGCUUUUUUCACCUCUUCUGUGAAUGAGGAGCGAUGUAAUAAUACUGAUGCAGAACAUGAGUUUCUACCUCCUGUUAAAACUCCCGCUGAUGAUGUAGUCGGCAUAAAGGCAGCCUCUCUACCAGCACCACAGCUUUCUGUUGCUCUUCAGAACAUCUCCCUCAAGCAUCCUUGGAUUGAAAUACAAAACACAGUACAUAAUCUUUGUGGUGGCCGGCAAAACCGAAGGGACAGUGAUGUAUUUGCUAUUGAGGUCAUCCAGGAUAAUGCUGAAAAUGUGGCUGAAGAAGAGCACAUAGAAGCAGAAACUGAAGAUGCAGUAGAGAGCCAAAAAGACAGAAGAAUUAACUUAAAAUCACAUUUGGCUGAAAGAAUGAAAAAAGUGAACAGCAGUUUCCUUUCCUUCGCUGAAGGGACUGGCCAGGAAAAAGCAGCUUCUCUUCGGCACCAAGUGUUGGUACUUUCAGAGGAAGUAAAGUCUCAGAAAGAACUAGUUAAACUUCUCCACAAAGCUCUGGAGGCGGCCCAGCAAGAGAAACGAGAGUCCUGCAGAUACUUGGCCACAGCAAAGGAGAAAGACAGGCUGGAAUUGGUGCGACACAAAGUGAGGCAAAUUGCUGAGCUGAACAAAAAGGUGGAGUUGUUGGAGAUGGAGAAGAAAGAUGAUUUGGUCUUGAACAGGCAAUUUAGAGCUCCUGACCUUACAAAAGACCUCCUUAAAUUGUUGUUUAAUUUAAAUGUCUUCUUUUCUUCUGUUUGUCAGGAUGAUCUAGAAGCAUACAAGACUCAAAACCAAUUCCUGAACUCAGAGAUCCACCAGGUUACUAAAAUAUGGAGCACAGUGGCACGCAGAGAGAAGACCCUCUUGAUGAAGUGCACCCGUCUGCAAGCCCACAACUGCCAGAUUGAGAGCAAGUAUCUGAUGGUUCUGCAGAAACUGCAGAGCCUACCAGACUUAGCCAGUGAGCACAUGGAAAUGGUGAAGGGCCUCAUACAAGAGGCACUCCAGUGGGAUGGGAAGGAAGAAGCCAUGAUACCUAUCCAGCUGAGCCCAAUCAAACAAUAUGACGAGUACGGGUUUAUGACGGUUCCUGACUAUGAAGCUGAGGAUUGGAAGCUGCUGGCAAAAAUCCAAGCUCUGGAGAUCAAAUCCAGUAAUCUCUUGAGCCAGGAGGCAGUGGAGAAACCCCUCACUGAGCGGUGGAAUAACCUCGGAGAACUUACUCCUUCCUCAGAGCUCAAAAGCUUACUGCGCUGUGGUAUCCCGGUAGAGCACCGGCAGAGGGUGUGGAGGUGGAUCGUGAGCCAUCGUGUGCAGCACAUCCGCUCUCCCGGCCAUUACCAAAACUUACUCAAGAAGUGUGAAGGUGCUGAUCACCCAGCUUCCCGACAGAUCGAGUUGGAUCUACCCCGCACUCUGACCAACAACAAGCACUUUAUAUUGCCUACUUCCCACCUUCUUCCCAAACUCCGGAGGAUUUUACUUGCAUUUUCCCGCCAGAAUCCCACAAUUGGCUAUUGCCAGGGACUGAACAGACUAGCAGCCAUUGCCCUAUUAGUCCUAGAAGAUGAAGAAAAUGCUUUCUGGUGCCUAGUUCAUAUUGUUGAGAACCUCAUGCCUCCUGAUUACUACAGCAAUACACUCAUAGGCUCACAGGUGGAUCAAAGAGUCUUCAAGGACUUCUUGUCAAUGAAGCUUCCCAGACUGACAGCUCACCUGGAGCAGCACCAAAUUGACCUGGCCCUUGUGACUUUCAAUUGGUUUCUGGUUGUGUUUGUCGAUAGUCUUGUCAGUGACAUUCUCUUCCGAGUUUGGGAUGCCUUCCUCUAUGAAGGGACAAAGGUGAUAUUCCGUUAUGCACUGGCAAUUUUUAAAUACAAUGAAGAAGCAAUAUUGAGGAUCCAAGACAGCUUGGAAAUAUACCAGUACUUUCGUUUUUUCACUAAAACUGUCUGUGAUGGCAGGAAGCUGAUGAACAUUGCCUUCAGUGACAUGAAUCCUUUCCCUAUGAAGCUGCUCCAGAAUCGUCGUGGAGAGUACCGACUGAAACUGGAGGCUGAGUUGAAAGAACUGGAGCGAAUAAAGGCCCAGUAUGUGAGGGAACAUGUCGCCAGUCAGCUGGAUGGAGCUGUGAGUGAGGAUGAGGAAGAAAUGUAACCCCUGUUCCCAUUUCUCUGCGUAUCUCCAAGUGUCAUAUUUUGCUUCUCUGGAAACAAAAGGUGGAUGUUGUUUGCACAGAUAUUGUCCUUGGCACCCAUGAACAGUAUGAGGAAAUGCACCUGAGUGCUUUCAAGCGCAUCGAGAAUGAUCAUAUGGCAUGGAAGCCUUGCUCUCUUUUGGAUCUAGUGUGUAGUGUGAUAUUUCCUGGAUGUCACUCAGAAGCAAGUCAAGGUGUUUUGCUGCCUGAGGCAAAGGACAAAAUGGAGUCCCACUGCCAUUUCAUAUAUGGAAGCUGAUCACUCAGACUGGCACUUGAAUCUGAGUUAAUCACUGAUAACUGGACAAAACCAUCUACUGCAUCCACUGGCUGACUUGAGGGGACAAGCGCACAUAGCCAGCCAGGUGGCACUCUAUCCUCCAACAUCUUGCCACCUCCCCUUACUUCCUAUUUUCUUGCUGCCUGAGACCCACUUUGCCUAAUGGUAACACCAGCCCUGAUGCUGCUGUGACAUAAAGUCCUUAUUAUAUUUUAUUUUCUGAAUCGCCUCAAGUACUGGAAAUCUCAAGCUUUGGAAAUCUGUCCCUUUUCUCCUCGUUCUUGUAUGGUAUGGUUUUUACCUGGAUGGCAAAGAAAGAAUGUAUGUUUUUGUCAAUUAUAGGUCUGUAUCAAAGGCUAGUGAAGCACCAGUAAUACUAAGCAAUAUCUCACUAUUUUUCCCCUUAUUCUCUACUGGUUUCCUCAGGAGGAACUGUGAGCAGAAGCAACAAAAUAAAAUCUUGCUUUAAGAGGAUUGCUGAUGGAGACAGUUUAGAAGGGAAGCUUUAGCACUUUACUUAUAAAAUUUCAUACAUUUGGUGACUCUUUCCACUCCCCCCUUCAUGUGUGUGAAGCUGCUCUGCUUACAGCUGCCCACCUGAAAAAAUAAUUUACAGUAAAUGUGUGUAAGUGUGUAAGAAGUGGAAUACCUUGUGAUGAAGCAACAGAUUUGAGCGUUUAAAGACCUUUUCUUCACAGGCUGCCGAAGGGUUGAUUAAUCAUUGUACAAAAGGGCUUUCCCGGAUGGUGGCUCUCAAGGCUUCAGUAACACAUCUUGUAUUGAUAUUAGCUGAAGAUCUGAACUCUGAAUUGGUUUGAGGAAUGUCAUCUGAUGUUCAUGUCUCUUCCUUACCUCCAUCCUUCUCAAAACAUCUGUCAGAUACUCAAAUCUGGAAUCUCUUGUUCUGAGGUUGGAAAUUCACCAUAGUGUUUGUGCUCAGGUUUGACUCUUCUCAAGGCAAGAAGGAAGUAACAUGGGUCUCUCCCAUUUGCGGAUCAUAUGAGGUCUCUGUAUUGGCCAAGCCUGCAAUAAAUACAACAUGCCCUGCUUACUGCCACGGACUGAUUAGCAGAACAGUACCUUCUGUCCCUUGCAGUUAAGAUGACGGCAGUUCACAUCUCAACCAUUUUGGAACCACAGGUUACUUACAAUCUAGUUGUAGGUGGAGGCCUUGUUUGGCCCUAAUUUUGACCCAUGAUCCUUGCUGCUAGCUCAAGCAAGACCCACAUACUGUAGGUUACAUAGCAAGAACAGGUAGAAUGAUCCCCCUCCAAGGUGUGCAGUCCAGACAUUGCCCCAUCAUCUGCUGACUUCCUGGGAUGAUGAUGGGUGCUAGGGUUCUUCUGUCUGUGCCUGCCAGAUGAUCAUCAACCUCUUCAAUAGCAGCUAUGCUGAUGAGGUCAUUAAAAUCAAGGCCUGGCAUGGUGAGCACAGAGGAUUGCAAAAGGAGGAGACCCCACAGAGCAGAACCUCUGGGCCUGAACUGAAUACAAAUUUCGCCCCCAGAAUCUCUAGGGAUGCAAAGACAGAAAUAGGGUAGGAACAGAGAGAUAGUCAGUCCGGCAACAUAAAAAAAAGCUGUCAUUGUUCUGCUAAGUCAAGGCACUGGAGUUGCCAUCUUGAUUUAGCGCCUCAUGACUUGACCAACAAUAGAGAAUUCCUCUUGUUGUCUGUCAGCAUGUCAGCAUUUUUUUUUAAAUCCUGAGAACUUUAUAUUUUCUUUUCUUCAAGCAGAACUGUUAUUCUGUAGGGAAAGAUACCUAGUCACCCUUUCCUGAGAUGGUGAGAUCAUGGAAGGUGCUAAGUCCUACAAGAGCAACUUGUGAGCAUUUUUUUUCCUGCCAGAGAUCCAUGGAAGGUAUUCUUGGCAUUUUCCCCACAAGAUGGGGUGUUACUUCAGCAUUCCUGUUUCCUGGUGCUCCACAGCUGCAUAAAGCAUGAGCACAUCUGCCUAGAAGGUUCUGCUGGCCUAAACCUUCUGUGGUCUACUUCUGUCAACCUUGGCAAGUUCCUUUGAAGUGCCAUGCACCAGCUGCAAUUUUCUUCCAACUCAUGACUUGAAUGCACCUGCUUCUUAUAUUUCAUAGAGGGUCAAUAAUUUUUUAACUCUAAUUCCUACAUCAAUUCUGGGCAUGUCUUGCCAUUUAUUUUCUUUCUUUAAAAUGUAUUUAUUUUAUUUGUGAUGCCCCUGUAUUCUUUGGCUUUGCUGUUUAGGUUAUUAUUUUUUUGUUUUGUUUUUUAUGUUCUAUGUGGAAUUUCAUCUCUCUUUGCUAUAGAAGCAUGGUGGCCACUUCCCUAAAAGCUGCUGAAUUCAAUAACAGCUUGUAUUUUAUUCCCAGUCGGUUAUACUGAUCUUUGCCUUACACUUCAAGUGUUGGAAACAGGGUAUGUGAAAAUGAGAUGUGCAAUUGGUGGCUGUAGAAGGACAGGAUUGCUUUAAUUCUGUGCAGUUUCAUAUUUGAGGCCUGCUGUAGAGCCUUCUAAUCAUAAUGAUUUUCUGUACAGCAAGGCACACUGUAGCUUCGUCUAACAGAGUUUUGUCAACUCAGGCUGAAAUUAUCCAUCCCAGGUCUCAUACAAAGGCCCUGUGCUGUAUUACCUCUUAAUUUUUUUAAAAGUGCCAGUACUAAGUAUUGAACUUACCGUUUUUCUUGGUGCAGAACAUGUGUUUUGUCAGUGAUGGUCUUUCUUUUCUCCUUUUGCCCUGUAUAUUAGCAGAAGUUUCACUUUGUUAAUUAAUACAUAUUUUUUUAAAAGGAGGAGCAAGAAGGUUUUGCUGCUUAGGGUGAAAUGCCUUGGACAUUUUGUAAGAGCUCUGAGUUAAAAUACCUUUAUAUACAAAUCCGUCUUAAAAUGAAUGAUAUUUAUCUUGUAAUGUAACAUUCCUGGAAUGUUUUUUAUUUGCACUGAAUUGGCUAACUUUUAUUCCUUUGCCUUUGCUUUUUGUUGCUGAUCAAAGAAAUGUGCUCUGAUUGGAAGUUCUUAUCUUCACUUCUAAAGUACGUGCUGCUACUUGUAAACUCCCGGGAGGAAAUAAAAACAAAGAUCUUGUAGCAACAAAGCUUCUAAAGCUGUAAUUUUGUCUUUCUUCUUCUGGGCUUGUCUGAGGCCAUACAGGUGGCAGGGCGCAUAAUUCCACCAGCCACACACAUUCUUGGAGAUUUUAGCCAGCCCCUUUACCAGGAGGCACAGUGCAGGUUUGAACUCCCAGCUCCUGGCUCUACAGGCUCUCCAACCCACUGAUCUCUAUUAGCACAUUAAAUCCUUCAACGCUAGAAGAUUGGAUCCUGGACUUUCUGCAUGCAAAGCAGGUACU